Morone saxatilis (striped sea-bass) is the source of this 1213-nucleotide messenger RNA. RefSeq lists its product as uncharacterized. The record is from RefSeq and is a predicted model, not a curated record. Gene Ontology annotation, cellular component: AMPA glutamate receptor complex; postsynaptic membrane; dendritic spine. Gene Ontology annotation, molecular function: transmitter-gated monoatomic ion channel activity involved in regulation of postsynaptic membrane potential; AMPA glutamate receptor activity. Lineage: Eukaryota; Metazoa; Chordata; Actinopteri; Moronidae. Gene Ontology annotation, biological process: synaptic transmission, glutamatergic; monoatomic ion transport; modulation of chemical synaptic transmission.
GGUCCCUCCCUGUACUCCCCCAUAUAAACCGCCAACUACAUUGUUUUUCUCACAACUGUUCCCACUGCCUUGUUUCAUACAUUUUCCUGGAGUCAUCUGAUUUAUACUGAACUAGACGUAACUGAGGGUUGUGGAAACAUGAAAGGCUACAUGGCUUUGGUCUUCUGUGUGGCAGCCUUGUCUGCAUGGAUGAUGACUGCAGGAGGCUGACCUGGCUGUGGCCCCACUGACCCUCACUGCAAUCAGAGAGCAGAGUGUGGACACGACCACUCCCUUCAUGCAAACAGGAAUCGGCUUCCUGCUGCACAAAGACAUGGCCUCUGAAGAGAGCACCUUCUGCCUGCUGUCACCCUUCUCUACUAACAUGUGGGUCGGUGUCCUCAUUGCAUUCCUGCUAACAGGUCUCUGCAUAUUCCUGGUGGGAAGGAUCAGCCCCGCUGAAUGGGCUGAGCCAGAAACAGAGGAGCACAACUUCACAUUACUGCACAGCUUCUGGUACAUCACAGGAGCUCUCACCCUGCAAGGUGCUGGUCCUCACCCUAAAGCCCUAUCUGGACGGCUAGUUAGCGCCAUCUGGUGGCUGUUUGUUAUACUGCUGCUGGCCUGUUACUUUGGCAACUUCAACUCCAUGUUGCACUCCAAUAACAAACACGUCUCCAUUAAGACCUUUGAAGACCUUGCUAACCAGGACGCCAUCGAUUAUGGCACGGUCGAGGGUGGAUCCACCAUGCUUUUCUUUAAGUUUUCAAAUAACCCUGUGUACCGGCGUAUGUACGAGCACAUGGAGCGUAAGAAGAGCUACGUGUCCAGUAUGGAGGAGGGCGUUCGCCGCUCCCAGGAAGGAAACUUUGCCUUCAUUGGUGAAGCAGUGUCCUUGGAUUUGGCAGUGGCUCGCUACUGUAAACUGACCCGUUCACAGGAAGUCAUUUCUAUGAGAGCCUAUGGCAUCGCAGCACCUCUGGGUUCCCCGCUGGUCAAAAAUCUAACCAUAGCCAUCCUCCAGCUGAGUGAGUCCGGUGAGCUGAUGUAUCUGCGGGACAAGUGGUGGGCCAGCAGCUGCGUGGGUGCUGACAAGGCCCAGACCUCCGAGGCCCUGCAGCCCCACAACCUGCGGGGCCUCUUCCUACUCCUGGGCCUGGGACUGGGUGUUGGGCUCCUGCUGGCCCUGCUGGAGCUCCUAUCCAGGGCCCGCAACCAAGCUAAGGAUGGCAAG